UCUUCGUGUUGUGCUUUUGCAACCAACUCCAGCCUCCGGAACCUGGAUUUACCAUCUGUACCGAUGCAUGCACGGAAGCUUAUAGUAGUGCUGGUGUACAUUUUAACCGUGCUGGUGUCCGUGGCGGUCUCAAAGAGGUAUACGUCAGAGAAACGAGUUCAGAACUUAGCGACUUUCAAAACAAUGAUGCGAUAUGGCCGAGGAGGACCCAGCCCCAACAAUAAGGAGAACAAAGUCAACAUCCGCCCCAGAGCCGACGCUUUCUUCCUCGGACCCAGGUAUGGCAAGAGAUCAGGCUGGAGCCCCAACGCGUCGCUGGUUUAUCCUGUCUCCACCCCACUCUGCGGUUUAGAUGAGGAUUUAUCCUGUGCUUAUACCGGCAUCUCAGACUUGUAUCGAUGCACUCCGAGGAAAGGCGAAAGUGAAGAGUUCACAACGUCUUCAAACUGAAUCGAAGAAACUAUUAGGUGAUUAGAUUUAUUAAUGUAACAUUAUCUUGUACUGUUAGACUGGGCUCGCCUUAGGGCUGGGGGCGGACCCAGUUGCUUCCAAUUAUUUUGUUACUAAAACUGUACACUGAGUUGAUGUAUUUCGUGUGCAAUAAAUGAUUAUGUUC
Molecule: messenger RNA, 616 nt
Organism: Tribolium castaneum (red flour beetle)
Lineage: Eukaryota; Metazoa; Arthropoda; Insecta; Coleoptera; Tenebrionidae
Product: RYamide preprohormone
Exons: 5
Coding region: 64-450 (128 amino acids)
Source: RefSeq, marked provisional